CGAACCAACAUAUUCGAAAAAGACGGAGCAGUCACAUAUGGAGGGGAAAAGAUCCAGAAUAAUCGAAAUACUCCGUCUAUUGGUGCAGUCGGAACAUAGGACUAUCGUGGGGCGUAGAGAUGAGGUGUUGAGGACCUAAAGCAUCAUCAUGGCGUCGUUGUAGGAGGCGGUAAUCAUGGUCGUGGUCUUGUCUUUUUUUCUCGAUUCACCCACUUACUUGGUAACUGGCGCGCAGCAAUUCACUGCCUGAACCAAGCAUCAUCAUUUGUCGGUGGACCGGGGAAUCCUCGGCGAUAAGAUAGGCCAACGGUUCCAGGUUUCAGAGCCUCGUUCACGGACCACCCCCCGCCAAACUCUCACCCACCAGCAACACGUGCAUCUCUCACAGCUGCCCCACCUGGCGCCUGGGAAGUGUUUCUUUCAAAAGGGCACGUCUUCCCACCCGCACCGCUGCCGCCAAUCUCUUCUUCAUUCAUCCUCCUCUUUCUCGCCGUCGCUGCGGCCGCUGACCGACUGGCAGGGCAUCGCCGUCCAGCGAAUUCAAUCAGCAAACUGUCGCCGGAAAUUCUCACUGCGCUGAGUCGGAUUCCGUUCUCCUUGGCUCUCGAAUUCUGAACGUCAAAACCACUCACGGACAGCAUUCAUUGCUGCACUUCUCAUUUUCUUGUCUCUUUCUCUACGUUCCGGCCAUUUUAGCUGUUGAGGUUGUGCUCUCUGGCUAUUGACGUCUCCAACUCUCCAGCUUUUGCUUACGUGUGUCUCCCCCGCCCCCUCUGACACCUUCAGCACCUCGGAUCGCUACAAGGUCCUCCCUCUCGCUGGUCUUGUUGAAAGCCGCCGCUCAUAUCGAGUCUUGGACGCGGGGUGGUGCUGCGCUGGGCAUUUCCUUAUUUUACUGUUUUUGUUGUUUUCUUCCUCGCAGCCUGUUGCCCAGGGUGCUUGAGGAGUUGCUGAGUUAUAGACAUUUACAAACUACUUCCCGUAUCUGAAUAUCAAGAUGAGCUUGUCCAACUUCAAGGUUGAUAGAGGAACAAUGUGGACAAUGGCAUCUGAAACUGCUCCUUUGCUGCUCUUUGCACCUGCCUUAUGGCUGCCGAUAUCAACCGUUUCAUCCCAUCUCAAUACCAUUCAUCCAUCAUCACCAUCGACUCAACAAUAAAACCUGCUCACAAUGACAGGUAUUGUCUUCAAAUAUCGAGCUUGGUUUCAAGUAGCCUCAACAGCAUCUCUUGAUGAGAACCACAGAAAUCGGCUCACGUGACAUGAGCGAGGCCUGCGGUCUGCGGGGGCUGACCGUGGCGGCUGAGGAGAUCCGAGCGCUUACCGAUGAGAGGAGCGUUCAACCUCUGAAUUUUGACAUGCAGGUCCGAUCACGCCGCAUCCGCAACGACCAUCCGCGAGUCCCUGCAUCUUUAGCUCUCAUGUUACAAGGCUGAGAGCCAUUAUCACUCACUAUUGCUAUUCAUCUCUAUGUUGCUGCUGCUGUCUGGCCGGGCUGGGAUCAAAGGAGGAGGAGAUUGAAGUGCGGCCGAGUCUGCUGCUCACUGAGUGUCGCCAAACCGCCUGGGCUCAACUACCCCUGAACUGUGAUUUGGUUGUUUCGGAGGAUCGCGUGGACUUGAGGACUACCUAGCAGUGCCGAAGCCCCCUAUUCGAAUGCCAGGAACAGGCGUCAAGCGUUAUCUCACGUCGUGUCGAGGCCGGUCGAGUCUUGAGAUCGCCUUGGUGUGGUAUCGCGGUAUCGCGGGCAGAAUCGCUACCCUUGUGCGACCUUCAUUACAUUGGAGAUCAGACGAACGAUACGCGCCUUCCCUAUUCACCACGACCUCUUUAUUGUUGUCGGCAACAAUAGUGCUCUCUUGCAGCUCUACCUGGCAUUGUCCAUUGUUGAAUACUGAGAAGGUUUUUUGGAUCCCAGCAGUUGGGUAUCUUUUUUGGACUGUUCUCAUUUCACUUGCCUCAACCACGACUCUUCCCCCGACUUUCCAAUCACACUACCAUGUCCACAGCACCUGGCCAGUCAUCCCCAGACAAGAAACCCAACGAGCAGUGUUACAACUGCGGAAAAGAUCAUUGGACGUUGGCUUGCCCCGAACCGCAGAGACCGAUUAUGGACGGCAUUCAGCGCUGGCAGUCGCGGCAUCAAGAGCAAGGUGGUUCCAACCGUAACAACUCAUCGCAAGAGAGACGCGGGCCAGUCGUAGAGCGUUACCCUCCCCCGCCGAAUCACGGACAAGCUAUGGGCGGAUACCCACCACCUUCAGGCUAUCCCGUCCCCGGAUAUGCUGGCAUGCCUCCUGUUCCUCCCGGCUUGCCUCCUGCUGGUCCUCCUGUCUUGACUUCUGGUGGCCCUCCUGGUCUUCCACCUGGUCCUCCUGGCUACACCCCCAAUGGUCCUCCCGGCUUCAAUCCCAGUGGCCCACCAGGUCUGUCUUCUGCCGGUCCACCCGGUUUGCCCCCUGGUGUUGCACCUCGCACCCCAAACCAACCCCCUCCACCUCCACCAGGACCUCCCCCUUCUCAUCCUUACCAGCCACAGCAACCAUAUCCACCAGCCCAGUAUGCUGGAGGUUAUCAAGCAUCGCAGCCACCACAGCAGGCACCGCAGCAUGGUCAGUAUAUUCCACCAGUUCCUCCACAGUAUCCACAACAGUAUGGCCAGCAACCUCCCUACGGCCAGCAUCAAUAUGUUCCUCCAUAUCACCCACAAGCCGGCCCAUAUGGCGGUGCCCCGAAUUAUCCUCCUCAGCAGUACGGUCAGCCAGGUCCGCCCACAGGACCUGCGCCAUAUGCGCAACCUCCUUUUGGCAGUCAAGCCCCGCCUCCACCACCUGCCGCCCCAUACUAUGCUGCCCACGCAGCUGGGUUCAGCCCUCCUCCCCCUGCCACGGGGGCAUAUCCCCCGCCUCCUCCGCCCGGCUGGGUUCCUCCUCCGUUCCCACCCGCCCAUCAGCAGGCAGAUGGCAGACACCAGCACUCGAACAACAAUCGGGAUAGAAAGGACCGGCGGAGGAGGAACAGGGAUAGAAAUCGAAAUGGAAACCGCAAUAACAACGGCAAUGGUAAUGGCAAUGACAGCCAAGGCCGAAAUGGUCAGCGCAGAGACCGGCCGCAUAGCCAGCAAGUCCGGCAGCAGGCGUCUGCGGACGAAAACCAGGUGUCACCGGACGCCAGCCCAGCUCGGCGGCAGUCGGUGACGGGCGGUGACGGGGCAUUGGCGGGCGGUGCGGGAUCGUCGGCGGAUGUGACCAAGCCGCCCGCAGAUGUCGUAAGUUCGUUGGCGGAUGGCAGUCAAGUGCCGGCUGAAGACAUCCCAGCUUUGGAGCAGCCAGCAGUCGAGGGCCGUGAAGGCCAAAAGAAACGCCGGGGGAGGGCCGGGUCGCCAAGUCCACCUAAAGAUCCCAAUGAGUGGGACUUUGUGGUGGACAACAAGCAUGUCUUCCCGGACCUGGACCCAAAGCCCGCCGACCCCGUUGGCAUCCCACUCCCCUUCCACUUCACGGAAGAUCCCACCAUCCCACCGGCUUACAAUGCCACGUGCAUCAAGUCAAAGUACUUCAAUGAGUAUGACUUGAUGGACUUUUGCAAGUCGGUGCGGGACAAGCAGGAGUGGGAGAGGCUGAAGAAUGACCCCAUCUUUCGUCACUACCCUGGCAUGGUGAGGAGGACGUUUCCGCCAGACAAUAGGAUUGAGUACUCCACAUACGAGCCUACCCCUCCUCUUUCCCCUUCUGUUGAGAUCAAGUUGCCACCCAAGUAUGAGCCGCCUCAGCCAGCCUCCCCCGCCCCGGCUCCAGUUGACAGCCGGUACGGUAGCGAGUAUGACAGCUUUGAAGACAAAAGAGGUAGACGGGAUGACCGCUCCGUUAGAGAUGAUGAUGUCGGCUUCCGCUCUCGCCGUUCGCCCCCCCACCAGCCCAGGCAUCAAGACUCCCCACGCGAUCGUGAUCGUCAUGGCCAAAGCAGCAACCAAGACCGCUGGUCACGUUAUCCUGAUGACCGCGACAGAGACCGCGGCAUAAAGCGUCGCCGAAGUGCCUCGCCCCCGACCCCAGCCGACAUAACCGCCGACCCUUGGUCCCCCAACGCCGUCGAGCCUCCCUCCACCAAACGUCGCAGUGACGACCACCACUCCGACACCCCCCGCGGGAGUACCUACCGUGACCGCAACGACCGCGUCCCCUACAACAAAAGAAACGAUAGCGGCUACCACAGCGGCCAAUCCCUCGACAAGAUCUCUUCCCGCCGCGACAGCCCAAGAGAGUGGCAGCCACAGUUCAACAGGCGAAUGUCCAACCGGCCCCACGGCUACGACCAGCGCAACCGGUCUGCCACCCGCAGUCGCAGCAGGAACAGCAGCAGCGGCGGUGAAAACGCCAGAAGCCGCACCAGAAGCCGGUCGCCUCCUCCUCCCCGGAAAAAAGCUGCUCGGGGUAGAAGUAGAAGUAACUCCCCUUUGACGUUUCAGGACAAGAUGCUGCUUGGUUUUACUGGAACUGAGAGCUCUGAUGAGGAGGAGAAGGAGGUGGAGAAGAGGGUGGUCAAGGCGAGGAGGAUGGAGAAGAAGAAGCCACCGGUUAAAAGGCCCAAGGUAGCUUCUGCGUUUAAUCGACGUUGGUAGCCGGACUUGAGCGUUUCUAAGCGAAUCUUUGUGAAAGGGGAAACAUCGUGCCUUCGUGGUGGAUUUAGCCAUUUUUAAAAACGGUGUUUUCUGAAGUUGGCGUUUGCAUGCGUUUCUCUUUUUUGAGGUCGAUGAUGGGUUUAGUUUAAGGCGUCUGGGAAUGAUAAGUUGCUAUUUGCAACCGGGAAGUAAGGAUAGACCUGGGAUUGAAGUUAUAUAGCAUUGCGUUGCAGUUGCACAUAUAAUUGUACUUGGGAUGUUGAAUACUCUGCAACUUGUUAGAUGGUAUUUCUUACUAUGACCCUCAUAGGCUCCAUGCAGCAGAGUACCUCAAUCUCAC
Molecule: messenger RNA, 4961 nt
Organism: Podospora bellae-mahoneyi
Lineage: Eukaryota; Fungi; Ascomycota; Sordariomycetes; Sordariales; Podosporaceae
Exons: 3
Coding region: 2000-4621 (873 amino acids)
Source: RefSeq, a predicted model, not a curated record